ACGUGCUCAACCCACCAACUGACUGCUCGGCCUUCCAGCCUCCAGCUCAGCCUUCGAGGAUAGCUGCAGGACUGUGCCAUGAACUCAGAGAGUCAAUAACAAUCCAGCUCGGCCUCCACAAGGACACUGAUGCCGCCGAGUCUGCUCCGCCCUCCUCCGGAAAGCUAGCUACACCAGCCCCCUCCAUAUCUCAUGAAGCACAAGUACACCGAUGACAAGAACCCUGCUGAAGCCAUGUUCACGCAGCCCUUUGGCAUCUCAUGGCGCAAGGCCCUCGUCAGCAUCCCUCGCCUCGUCCCGGACUUUGUCCUCAACUUCACCACUUCCGAGGGUCCGCAGCCCAUCGUCUUCGACAUCCCCUCGCGAGGCAAGCAUCUGAUUCCCGUCUAUGUCUGGGUCCCGCCCGUCCGCAAGCACCGUCACCGCCAUCUGUUUCACCACCACAAGAACGCUGCCGGGGCGCAUCUGAAGGACGCUCUUCGACCGAUAGGGAUCGACGAAGACCACGACGCCAAACUGCCCGUCCUGAUCGAUUUCCAUGGCGGCAGCUUCAUCCUCGGGUCAUGCCAGGAGCAAGCUCCCUUCUGUGCCCGGAUGUGCCGUGAGCUGAACUGCAUCGUCAUCUCGGUAGACUACCGGCUCGGUCCGUAUGCGGAAUUUCCUGCGGCCAAUCUUGAUGCAGAGGACGUGGUACUUGCCGUGAUCGACGCAAGCAAUAGAGCGUUCAAGCCGCUUAGGGAAGGGAUAAUGUGGGAGAUGCUGAAACAAGGACGAAAACCCGUCGAACUGGACGAGCACAAGAUCGCCCUUUCAGGAUUCAGCUCCGGAGGAAACAUCGCUCUGAACCUGGCCCUCAGUAUCAAGGAUGACCCGACAUUCGAAACUGACUGGGUGAGUCCGUUGCCGUGGGACUGGGCAAACGAGAUUCCAGUUCUGCUGUUCUAUCCGAGCUUGGACGCCCGGCUUUUGCCGCACGAGAGGCCAAGGCCGGAGGGUCUGGAUCCCCCUACUGGAUUUGUCGAGCGCUGGAAGAUCGAGAAGGAAUUGAUGCCUACGUAUCUGCCUCCGGAGAAGAGGGAUCAUCCCCGGGCGAGCCCCGGCCUCGCAGACAUCCGAGCGAAGGACGGGGAGAAUUUCGGGCUCCACCCCAAAGCCAAGAUGCUGCUGGUGCUGCCCCAGUUCGACUCGCUGAACGCGCAGAGCCUGACCUGGAUCCAGAAGGUCCGGGACGAGGGCCGCGGGGACGAUCUGAUCGUCGAGGAAGUCAAGGGCGUGGUGCACGGCUGGACACAGUUUCCGGACUCGUGGAUCAGCGAGGAAGAACGGAAGCUCAAAAUCGCGGCGUUUCGCAGGGCGAGGGAGUUUCUCGAGGACUACUGGCACCUUGACAGCCAGCUUGUGGAGGUUGAGGUCAUCCACCACGACAAGGACGGGAUUGGACAGGUCAUAGAUACCGCGGGAUCACAGAACCUGGGGCAAGCAUGACACGACGCGACGCGACGCGAAAUGAGUGGAGAUGGGAUAUUGUUUCAGUAUAAUGCUGAAGCAGUGGUUAUAACGAGUGAGUCGUGCGCGUCUCCAAGAAAGGGGGCAUUUGGUGUCUUUUGCCAUCUCUUUGUUCCAAUACAAUACAACUGUGCGGGUACAGUCGACUCUGGAGGAGGCAACGGAAGUACUCGGUACAUCCAUCAUUAGCCAGGGAGAUGUUUUAACUGUAAAGAAAGAAUUUCCCCCACUUCCUUGUCGUUGAUAUUUCCUAAAGGGGCUACCGAUAGCUGCAAUAACGGGCUUAAUGUAGAACAGAGUGUGGUCGUGGGGAAGUGGAAAGACAUGUAUACAUGUAGGCAUAAAGGG
Cladophialophora immunda is the source of this 1854-nucleotide messenger RNA. RefSeq lists its product as uncharacterized. NCBI's taxonomy places the organism in Eukaryota, Fungi, Ascomycota, Eurotiomycetes, Chaetothyriales, Herpotrichiellaceae. Gene Ontology annotation, molecular function: hydrolase activity. The coding region runs from base 193 to 1485 and encodes 430 amino acids. The record is from RefSeq and is a predicted model, not a curated record. The transcript is spliced from 2 exons.